Molecule: messenger RNA, 537 nt
Organism: Bipolaris zeicola 26-R-13
Lineage: Eukaryota; Fungi; Ascomycota; Dothideomycetes; Pleosporales; Pleosporaceae
Exons: 1
Coding region: 1-537 (178 amino acids)
Molecular function (GO): acyltransferase activity, transferring groups other than amino-acyl groups
Source: RefSeq, a predicted model, not a curated record
AUGGAUGACACGCCACCAUCCGUCAAGAAGACAAAACUACAAUGGCGCACCCUCACCCCAGCCCUUCUCCCCCACCUCUCCCACAUAGCGGCAACAAUCCACCCCGGCCUCGCUGAACGCGACGCCGUCUUCCUCGAACGCAUAACUCUGUUUCCAACAGGUUGUCUCGGAUUAUUCGACGAAGAGUCCAACACACUAUAUGGCUAUUUAAUUUCACAUCCGAUCCGGCACCAGGAACCGCCUGAGCUGGAUUCGCUGCUUGGAGAAAUAGCAGAAGAUGCGGAUCAGUAUUAUAUUCAUGAUUUGGCUAUUUUGGCUGAAGCUAGGGGGUCUGGUCUCGCGCAAAGGGGGGUUGAAAAGGUACUGGGUACGGCGGCUCAGGCGUACAAGACAAGUUGUUUGGCAUCUGUAUAUGGGACGACGGCAUUUUGGGGGAAGUUUGGGUUUGAGAAGCCAGAGGUGGUUAGUGCAAGGUUGGGUGAGAAGUUGCUUGGUUAUGGGGAUGAGGCUGUGUAUCUUGAACGAAAGAAUGGGUGA